AUGGUUGAUCUGUUGUAUUUAAUCACACUCGUACCAACAGUUCUCCUGUCGACAUUACGUUCAGACGAUGAUGGUUAUGACAUGAUCAAUUACAAAUAUACUGUUGCUUUACUAAUACUCUUUUCAACGAUAACGGCAACGAAGCAGUUUGACGAUGAUCGAAUCGAAUGCUGGAAUCGAGCGAAUUUUAUUAAACCAUAUAUUGAAUACACAAAUCAGAUCUGUUAUAUAUCGUCAACGUACUAUGUUGAUCGGAACAAAACCAUCCCGACCAAUGUUGAAGAUCGGUAA
This is a messenger RNA of Adineta ricciae, 291 nucleotides long. The record is from the annotation of a GenBank genome assembly. NCBI's taxonomy places the organism in Eukaryota, Metazoa, Rotifera, Eurotatoria, Adinetida, Adinetidae.